Molecule: messenger RNA, 770 nt
Organism: Dromaius novaehollandiae (emu)
Lineage: Eukaryota; Metazoa; Chordata; Aves; Casuariiformes; Dromaiidae
Product: sterile alpha motif domain-containing protein 1-like
Exons: 2
Coding region: 16-378 (120 amino acids)
Biological process (GO): negative regulation of DNA-templated transcription
Cellular component (GO): nucleus
Molecular function (GO): chromatin binding; histone binding
Source: RefSeq, a predicted model, not a curated record
CCCUGUGCCCCAAGGAUGUGCCCAUGUCCCCGUGGUGUCCUCGUGUCCCCGUGGUGUCCCCGUGUCCCCCCCCCCGGGGUGACCGAUGUCCCCGCGUCCCCAGGGCCCACCAAGAAGGAGAAGGCGGCCGACCCCGUGGAGUGGACGGUUCGGGACGUGGUCGACUACUUCACGGAAGCCGGCUUCCCCGAGCAGGCCACGGCCUUCCAGGAGCAGGAGAUCGACGGGAAGUCGCUGCUGCUGAUGCAGCGGGCGGACGUGCUGACGGGGCUCUCCAUCCGCCUGGGCCCCGCGCUCAAGAUCUACGAGUACCACGUGAAGCUGCUGCAGCGCAGCCACUUCGAGGAGGACGAGGGCCCCGAGGCCUUCCUCGGCUGACGCCACGGACUCUGGGGGGGGGGAACCCUCCUCUUCCUCCCCCCCCCCCCCCCCCCGCCUGGGCCUCCCGGCCUGGCCUCCCCGCCCUCCUCCCCAGCGGCACCGGGAGGGGGGCCAGGGGGUUUUAUCCCUUUUUUUUUUUUUUUUUUUUUUCCUUUUCUUUUUUUUUUUUUUUGGGGGGGGGGAUGGGAUGGUUUGGGGGUCGCUGCCUCCCCCCCCCCCCCCGGAGUUGUGUUUUAACCUGCCCCAGCCUGUGCCCCCCCCUGCUGCCCCUCUUCGCUGGGGUGUGCCCCCUUCUCGCCCUUCCCCCCUCCCCAGCCCUCCGUCUCCCCUGGGCCUGGCUUGUUUUGGGGUUUUUUAAAUAAAAGUGGAAAAAAAAGGAAAAAAGCAAA